AUGUACGGGGAUGGAGAGGGCACAGUGUGGGACCGGGUCGGGCGGCCCCAUCGGGACUGUAUGUGCUACCUUGGACCUCCUACUACUUUGAUGCCCAUCGGGAUGCGCAAGUCGCCUGACGUGAGCCCCAGAAGGCUUUCGGACAUCAGCCCUCAGCUCAGACAGCUCAAGUACCUGGUGGUGGACGAAGCCAUCAAAGAGGAGCUCAAGUCCUCACGCUCAGUUGAGGACAUCAACAGUGCGUCCAUAGAAGAGAGAAUAUUGCGAAUCACCGGCUAUUAUGGAUAUCAGCCUUGGAAUGCAAGCUACAAGAGAGAAGACCGCAUCAGGGAGAAUGUGGUGGGCACCACAGACGCACAGUCGGCUGGCGGUGCGGCCGGAGUGGAGUCCGGCACCAACAAACGGAAGCUCCACUGCUGCAUCAGAGUCACAACCAUACAGGUGCGGAAGGCUCUGUGGGGGGUCGCCAUGGUGAUGUGUGUGUGCUCCUCCUGGGCUGGGUCCACCCAGCUGGCCAAGCUGACCUUUAAGCAGUUUGACGCCCCCUUCACCCUCACCUGGUUCGCCACCUCCUGGAACAGCCUCUUCUUCCCCCUCUACUACAUCGGCCAUCUGUGGAAGAGUCCAGAGAGACAGACGGCCAGGCAGAGAUUCAGGGAGUGCUGUAGGUUUUUCGGGGACGACGGGCUCACACCCAAGGUGUUUUUCACCAAGGUAGCUCCCUUUGGCCUGCUGUGGAUCCUCACCAACUACCUGUACCUGCAGGCCCUCAGGAAGAUCAACACAACAGACGCGUCAGCGCUCUUCUGUUGUAACAAGGCCUUCGUCUUCCUGCUGUCCUGGAUUGUACUUAGAGACCGCUUCAUGGGGGUCAGGAUAGUAGCUGCUAUCUUGGCCAUAGCAGGAAUUGUAAUGAUGACCUAUGCUGAUGGAUUCCACAGCCAUUCAGUCAUCGGCAUUACUUUGGUCGUGGCCUCUGCUUCGAUGUCAGCGCUCUACAAGGUGCUCUUCAAGAUGAUCCUGGGCAGUGCCAAAUUUGGAGAGGCUGCGCUCUUUCUGAGCAUUGUUGGAAGCGCCAACUUUGUUUUCAUCAGCUUUGUGCCGGUCAUCCUGUAUUUCACACAUGUGGAGUACAUCGACUCACUCGUGGACAUCCCCUGGGGCUACCUGUGUGGGGUUGCAGGCCUGCUGUUUGCUUUCAACGUCCUGGUGAACUUUGGCAUUGCGAUAACAUACCCGACAUUAAUAUCCCUCGGCAUCGUCUUAAGUGUUCCUGUAAAUGCCCUGGUGGACCUCUACACAUGUGAAAUAAACUUCAACACAGUGCGCCUCAUUGCUGUGUUCAUCAUUUGCCUGGGUUUCCUCAUGCUGCUGUUACCUGAGGACUGGGACCAGUGCAUCAUCCAGCUCAGCACAAAGCUGCGCAAGCGUGACGAGCCAGCAGAGGGCAGUGGAGAGGCAGGCGCCACCACAGGGCUCAACUGGAGAGGGAGAGCCAGGACCUCCAUGUCAACAUUUGCACAUUGA
Messenger RNA from Anoplopoma fimbria (sablefish), 1527 nucleotides. It is a transcript of the gene slc35f3b, whose product is annotated as solute carrier family 35 member F3b. The transcript has 8 exons. Gene Ontology annotation, biological process: transmembrane transport. Bases 1 to 1527 code for a protein of 508 amino acids. The record is from RefSeq and is a predicted model, not a curated record. NCBI's taxonomy places the organism in Eukaryota, Metazoa, Chordata, Actinopteri, Perciformes, Anoplopomatidae. Gene Ontology annotation, cellular component: membrane. Gene Ontology annotation, molecular function: transmembrane transporter activity.